AGCUGUAUUUGGGAAUGAUUGAUUUUUUUCUUUUGGAACUUAAAAAUACAGAAAAAGAAGUAAAGUUUUACAUGAUAUUUUCUCAUUUUGCUUUCCUUAACAAAGUUGUUUUUAAAUACGGAAAAGUGGAACUCGUUUCAAGUUCAGCUUUAUCUGAAUGACGUAACGGGAACUGGUACUCGAGGAUUCUUUUUGUGGCUUUUAACAGUUAUGGCCUGAAGUGAUUGUCCUAAAUUUUGAAAGCUAUGGCCAAAAAAAAUGCUUCAGCUGGUUCUUCUGUUCGUUACCAUAAACUUUCACGAACAGAUGAUGGUUUUAUAGAUCUUCAGUUUGAAAAACCUAAUGUGAAGAUUCCUUGGAAAGCCAUUUUACUAGCAGUGUUCUUAUUUAUUAUGGGAAGCAUCUUAAUCAUUAUUGGUUCACUUCUACUGACUGGUCAUAUUGAAGCCAAGCACACUGACAGUACCUGGCUUCUAAUUUUUCUGGGAUCCAUAAUGUUCAUUCCGGGUGGAUACCAUGUGAGAAUUGUUUAUUAUGCAUAUCGCAGAUAUCCUGGCUACUCCUUUGAUGAUAUUCCAGACUUUGACUAGUCCAUUCCAAAUGACUCAGCUGGAAAUAAACCCUCUAAUUCUGAUAUGUAUUUCAUAUUUUUGGGCCAGUUGCUGUGUUUUGUUUAAUCAUCUGUUUGGAGUUCUCCUGGUCAUCUGUAGAGGUUUUGUGGAGCUGUUGUUAUGAUACUUGGAUUGCAGUGUUGUAGUUUUCUAUUAGGCAACUGGAUAUACAUCUGCCUGCUCUUACAUUGAAAGAGAUGAAAUUAAUUGUACACAUGCAGUUUAAUCUUGCACUAAUACUUGUAUUUAACUUGGUAAUUAUAGUUAUUUAUAUUAAUUAAUGAAUAUAAAAAUUCUAAAGUUUAAAGUAGUGUUUUUGAUAAAAUAGAUAAGCUAUUUCUAAAGUAUACAGGUUUUCAUAUUCUAUAUAAAAUGUUUUAAAAAGACAUACUUAAUUAAAUGAUUAAAUAUCUUCUUAGUCUAUCUUACAGUUUAAAACAAUUUUCCAAUUUUACAUAAAAAUAUAUAAUGUAAACUCUUGGAAAACAAAAUGUCAAUAAAUUAUAGUCUUCAAAA
This is a messenger RNA of Limulus polyphemus (Atlantic horseshoe crab), 1127 nucleotides long. Its product is annotated as transmembrane protein 230-like. The record is from RefSeq and is a predicted model, not a curated record. The coding region runs from base 246 to 590 and encodes 114 amino acids. The transcript is spliced from 5 exons. Gene Ontology annotation, cellular component: endomembrane system. Lineage: Eukaryota; Metazoa; Arthropoda; Merostomata; Xiphosura; Limulidae.